Tilletiaria anomala UBC 951 is the source of this 1245-nucleotide messenger RNA. RefSeq lists its product as uncharacterized. Lineage: Eukaryota; Fungi; Basidiomycota; Exobasidiomycetes; Georgefischeriales; Tilletiariaceae. The record is from RefSeq and is a predicted model, not a curated record. Bases 24 to 1082 code for a protein of 352 amino acids. Gene Ontology annotation, cellular component: fungal-type vacuole membrane. Gene Ontology annotation, biological process: basic amino acid transmembrane export from vacuole. The transcript has 6 exons.
AGCAGAUCGUAGAAGGACCGGAAAUGCAAGCAUUGUUCAGGAAGAAUAAUUCAUCUGACCACUCGAUAGACCCCCGGAAGCAGUGGAGUAGCAUUUUCGGCUGGGUCUCGAUCGCAUCAUGGGUUAUUGUUUACUCUCCCCAGUUGCACGAGAACUACGUCCUCAAAUCGGCCGAUGGGCUUAGCAUCGAGUUCGUCUGCAUCUGGCUGGCUGGAGAUGCCUUGAAUGGCAUUGGCGCGUAUCGACAGGGCCUUCUCUGGACCAUGAUCAUUCUGGCUGCCUACUACUGCCUCUGCGAUAUUGCCCUCAUCGGACAGUUUAUCUACUACAGGCGCUACUUCCGAGACGGAAAGCGCAUCAUCAAGGACUCCCAGCAUGCCGCGUCGUUAGACGAGCGCACGCUCCUCCUGCCCACGGCCGCGAACGGUGACCACGAAGAGCAUCAGCACCCGGGUAGCAGCGCGAUCUCAUGUGCGGCAGCAACGCAUGAGGAGGCAAUGCAGGAGGAAGGUGCGGCGCCAUCGACGUGGCAAGGAGAGGCUUUGCGCUACGCACUCGCCCUCGCCCUCGUCAUCAUAUCCGGCGUGCUUGCCUGGUACUUUACAAGCGCCGGCGACAAAAAGCCCAGUUCCGGAGACGACGGCGGGAAAGAUGGGCGGCCGGCUAAGGAGUGGAAAUGGGAUGCACAGGUCUUUGGCUGGGCAAGUGCCUUUCUUUAUUUGUCCUCUCGCCUGCCACAGAUCGCAAAGAACAUGCACACCAAGUGCGAAGGCCUGAGUCUGGCUCUGUUCCUUUUUGCCGUCAUGGGCAAUUUGACAUACGUUGCGAGCAUCAUGAUCACGUCGACUGACCCGGACUACCUGCUCGAGAAUCUAUCCUGGCUCGUCGGCUCGCUUGGCACGAUAUUGCUCGACUUUAUCGUCCUUGCGCAGUUCGUUUCCUAUGCCCCCGAACGCAAAGCGCGUCGUGAAGACGCUAAGAGGGCGCAUGCGUCCGCUAGGGCGGAGAGGGAGAGCCAGGCGCUCGCUGCGCGCAGGGCGAGUACAGCUUCUGCGAAUGGUGUCGAGGCGAAUGGAGUGUGAUGACACCUCAUUAUCGUCCACGUCCUGUAUCCUCCCUUGCGUGCUUCGCCCAAGGCCGCAGCCUCUUUACCAGCAUCACCUUCAGCAGCAGGCUCAAUGAGCUCGAGUACGCUUGUAUGCACUGUACACUACGCAUUUUGAGAUAAUGGCUAACACACGACAA